AUGGCCGACUUGAAGGGGGAGCGUGCGCGGAUCGACUCAGUGGCCGCACGUGGUUCCGCCUCUGCCGCGCAGCAGGUGGUGAGCGGCUCAGCCAGUGCUGCGCGCAGGCGUGCUUUGCCUCGUCGCGCGGACGGCCUUCCAACGGCCGACUCGGCCGAGUCGGACUCCCCCGCAGCUGCGGCGCUGGAUGCCAUGCAGAUCGCCCGCGAGCCCCUGGCCACCCCCUGCCACCUUGCCAGCCCUCCCCUCCCACACGCCCUCGUCGUGUUUCCCUUCCCUUCCGCCUCCUCCCUUCAGCCUGCUAGCCGCGGCUGGGCAAGCAGGGGCGUAGCGCAGCCGGGGGUGGUCGAGGCGCUUCCAGGAUUCCAGAAGCGGCGGUGGGAAAGCGAGGGAACGGCGGGAGUGGCGCCAGUGGCGCCAGCGCUGCGCGCGGAGUCAUCGGAACCAUCGGAUCCGCUCCCCUGCUCUGCCCUCGACAGCGAAUACCCGCGCCACGCCACCUGCUCCGCCGUUCCACAGCAGGCCGUCGGACCCCCCAUUCCCCUGCCUCAGUUCCCCCCGCCACUUGCAGCUUUUCCCCACUGCUUGGCGCAGAUAGCGCGCGCACAUCGCAGUGCGCAUCCCAGAUUAGCGGGGAUGGGCGCAGCAGAAAGGGGUGGCGCGGGAACAAUCGCGGGGGUGCUGCAGCAGCUGGCGGAGCGGAGGGCUGCGCAGGUGGGGCAGGCGGAGGAAUGCAGCACGGAGCGGCGGGCAUGGCCUAGGCGGGCGUGUGGGGCGGUGACAGCUGUGCAGGGCGGAGAGGGGGACGGCAGCGGGCGUGCAGAGGGGUGGGUGGAGGCGCUAGAUGCGGUGGUGCUGGCGCGCAGUGAGCGCACCAACGGCAGUGACGUGCUGGACGAGCCAAUCAGCACGCCACGAGACACAGGCGCAGCUGCUGCUACAGGCGCGGGUGGGGUGUGCAGAGCAUGGGAAGGAGAGCAUGCCUCAGAGGCUCUCGCGGACGCGUGGCUGGGAUGCUCCCCCGAGCCCCCUGGCACUGGCAUGCCGGUCGGUGCUCUUAUCACAAGCAUGUGGGGUGGGGGAGGCAAGCCAUGGCUCAUGGACACGUAG
Closterium sp. Yama58-4 is the source of this 1110-nucleotide messenger RNA. Lineage: Eukaryota; Viridiplantae; Streptophyta; Zygnematophyceae; Desmidiales; Closteriaceae. The record is from the annotation of a GenBank genome assembly.